GGCUCUAGCUAUUUGGACGCGAUGUGUCCCAGGUGAAGCCUGGGAGCUCAGCGCAAUUUGUGUGUUCUGUCAAAAUUCGCCGUCUCUAUCCUGGCUCCGAAUGUCUCGCACUCCAACCACGUGCUGUUUGAGCUUGCUUCCAAGGUUGCUCCUGCUAUCGCUUGCACCACCAGCUUCUGGGUCACGCGUGUCAGUAAAUCUCACCGAGAACCUCACUGACGCGGUGGCACAGUUGGUAUCGCAGUUCCACAUUAACGUCAAGAACACGCUUUGUCUUUCGCCGAACCUCGAUGCUUUUGAAGGUAUUUUGAACAAGUAUCCAAAGACUGUGAAGGCGAUCCAGACGGCAGGCCAGAAAUGGGCGAACAAAUAUAAUUGUCGCCUCUGUCAUGUAUCCGCGCAGCAGGCGACGAUGGACCGUCCGAAAGUAGACUGCGCAGCAGAGACAGGCACUUUGACUUCUGGCAACAUUGCAGAAGCAUGUUUGUCGAGCAAUGGCAAGGUUGGAUGGCAAUCGGGUAAGAACGUCUGCCUUCCGUGCCCGAAGGAGUGCGAGUCUUGCGAAAAACCUGGCACGCUUGACGUAUCAUACUUGAGCAGCAGGUGGUUCAAAUGUGUGCUUCCUUCAGAGUCAAGCAAUUUGGGGCCCAGGAUGCCCCAGCCGUGGAAGUGCGAGCCCGUCGCAGACAGGAGAAAGCAGCGCGGCCAGAGUCAGUGGUGCCGAUACCGCUACGACCUCGCAGACACGGCAUCGGGGGAAACGCAGCCCUCGAGCUCUGGCACGUGGGAUUUACGCGUUACGGCCGCCCCUUGCAAUGCACAGCUGGAGGACGCUCAGAGUAGAGGGGUGGCUGGCAUCAUGCAGGCCGUGAAGCCGGCCUUGGACAAGCAGUGGCAAAGAAAUUGUGCGCUCUGCCGAAUCACCGCGGGUGGACCGCUCUCGCAGCUCCCGGCGGAAGAGUUCAAGCUGGGCACGAGCAGCUCUCGGCCAUGGGCUGACAGCGUGUGCGCUUACGACGAGCUCGGGAACGCAGCGUGCCGUCGCGACCGCGGGUCGACGGGAUGGAACAACGAGGUCGGCUGCAACCCCUGCCCCAUCGAGUGCGUCUCCUGCACAGACUCGACCUCCUCCUGGCUCUUCAGCGGCAAAGGCUUCAGCUGCAAGUUGGCCCCUUCCGUCCCCGCGAAGGCUCAGCUGGGGCUCAUACUCGCACCCGAGGGCCCGGCGACGCUCGAGGAGAGCUCGCCUCCUGCCACUCCGGAGGGCUACGACUGCGAGCAGCCGAAGAAGAGGGCCUGCACGAGCGGCGACGGCCUGUGCAUGGGCUACAAGACGCGGUGCAAGUACCGAGACUGGGCGGACUGAUCGAAGAAGUGCGUGCGUGCGGGCGGGCGUGCGUGGGUGUGUGUGUGUGUGCAGUUCUGCGGUGGGGGUGGUGCCACGGCAGAGGCCCGCCUCCGCCGUUCUCGUCCUCGUCCUCGUCCUCGUCGUUCUCGUCGUCCUCGUCUUUGUCCUCGUCCUCGUCGUCGUCGUCGUCGUCCUCGUGUGUGUGUGUGCACGGUUCUGCUUCCUCUGCCUACGUGCUCCCGCGCUGGGCCCGGGAUCGGCCUGGCCGCGGCCCAGAGUGCCUGUGAACGUGGCGUCUCGCUCGGAGACCUCAGCGGCGGGCGGCGCUCUCCGGCGGCAGAUGCCGCCACAGGGAAAAAAGGACGGCGUCUCCCGCGCGCAGUGUGCGUCGUCGAUCGUCGCCAUUGGGCGCCUCGAGCUUUGGC
Prorocentrum cordatum is the source of this 1773-nucleotide messenger RNA. The record is from the annotation of a GenBank genome assembly. NCBI's taxonomy places the organism in Eukaryota, Dinophyceae, Prorocentrales, Prorocentraceae.